Messenger RNA from Gymnogyps californianus (California condor), 2740 nucleotides. It is a transcript of the gene SQOR, whose product is annotated as sulfide quinone oxidoreductase. The coding region runs from base 969 to 2321 and encodes 450 amino acids. Lineage: Eukaryota; Metazoa; Chordata; Aves; Accipitriformes; Cathartidae. Gene Ontology annotation, cellular component: mitochondrion. The record is from RefSeq and is a predicted model, not a curated record. Gene Ontology annotation, molecular function: sulfide:quinone oxidoreductase activity; FAD binding. The transcript is spliced from 10 exons.
AUGUGGUGCUAGGUGAGUUGUGCUGCAGUAGCAUUACACAAGCUGCCGAUGCUGUAACAAACCACUGUCUUGAAAGCAUUCGUAGAACAGAUUUACGUCUCCUGGUGACAGAACUAGUUUUAAACAGCAGAACUGUCUCAGGCUAAGCGGAGCCCUCACUAAGGCGGAGAAGUGUAUUGUAGGCUUUACCUUUCUAGGCAGUGCUCAAAGACUUGUAUACGGAUCUUCAUGAGGAAUGUGAUUUCAUGCUAUAUAAGGCUAAUAUCAACUGUCAUGUUUUGUUGUGCAUAGUUUAAAGAAUGAUGGAUAAGUGUGCUGUGUGUUAAAAUGGUCUUGUAAAAGCUUAAAAUUUCAGCUCAGUUCAGUGGGCUAAUUACGAAUGUUCCCCUUUACUUUCAUUUUUGUUCUGUAAUUCCCCUGUUCCUUUAUCUCCAGUGUCCAAAGUAGAGGGUUGAUGUGUUGUUGACUGACUCAAUCGUACAGCUGCUAACUUGGGAGUUUAAUAUGAAGGAUUUUGCUGUUCUUUUUAAAACACCUGUCUACAAAUGACACUUCAGAUUGCUUUUUUCUGUAUACUCUGAAACAACUUAGGAGCAACGUAAUACUGCAUUCUCAUCAAUUAGCCUGCUGUUAGUUAAGACACAUCUUGUGUGUGUUUAUAAGCAUGCUUACUUCAAAAUCUACUUGGUCAGAGAGGAUAAUUAUUCCUUAGUUAGCAUUACAAAAAUGAAGUCUUGUUCUCUUGGUCCGGACGUGCUGUGUGUUGUCAACCAGCAGGCCACUGUGCCUGUUCUGUGUGUUUAAUAAAACCCAAAGCAAAACCCUGCAUUCAUGAGCUUCUGGAAACAGGAUGUCCCUAUUAAAACUGUCUCACAAACGGAAGUUGCAAAACUUACUCUUCGCAAUUCAUCCCUCUCUGACUUGGAGAAAGCAGGACAAUUCUCCAUCAGGUUCCCACUUACUGAAAGAUGUCAGCAAUUGGAGUAGUGUCCUCCUGUUCCCAUCUCCGUCCUGGUGUAUGGCUGCUGAAACCAGGAAUGCAGAAGAUGAGCUCCUUCGGCUUACAUACAGCAGCCAGGUGUGCUGCCAAGGAUUAUUAUGAAGUACUUGUGUUGGGUGGAGGCACUGGUGGAAUCAGCAUGAGCGCUCGGAUGAAGAGGAAAGUGGGGGCAGAAAAUGUGGCUGUUGUUGAGCCAAGUAAGACCCAUUACUAUCAGCCACUGUGGACCCUGGUUGGUGGUGGUGCAAAGCAGCUGGCAACUUCUGCACGUCCAACAGGAAGCGUAAUGCCUAAAGGUGUUGAGUGGAUCAAAUCUCGAGUUACAGCAUUGGAUCCAGAUAAGAACUGCGUCUGGCUGGAGAAUGAUAUCAAGAUAUCUUACAAGUAUCUGAUAAUUGCCCUUGGGAUUAGUCUGCAUUAUGAAAAGAUCAAAGGCUUGCCUGAGGGUUUUCAUCACCCUAAAAUAGGUUCCAAUUAUUCAGUUCAUACGGUAGAGAAAACAUGGAAAGCUUUACAAGAUUUCAAGGAAGGAAAUGCUAUCUUCACUUUUCCAAAUACUCCAGUGAAGUGUGCAGGGGCUCCGCAGAAGAUCAUGUAUUUAUCAGAGGCCUACUGGAGGAAAACAGGAAAACGAUCCAAAGCAAACAUAAUGUUCAACACUUCACUUGGUGUCAUUUUUGGAGUUAAGAAGUAUGCUGAUGCGUUGCUUGAAAUAAUAAAGGAGAGGAAUAUUGCUGUUAACUAUAGGCGCAACCUUGUAGAAGUUCGAGCAGACAAGCAGGAAGCUGUGUUUGAAAACUUGGACAAACCCGGAGUGACUGAAGUUCAUCAGUAUGAAAUGCUUCAUGUCACACCCCCAAUGGGGCCACCUGAGGUACUCAUCAACAGUCCUGUUUCGGAUGAAAUUGGCUGGGUGGAUGUAGAUAAAGAAACUCUACAACACAAAAAGUAUCCUAAUGUAUUUGGUAUUGGAGACUGCACCAACCUUCCAACAUCAAAAACUGCUGCAGCUGUAGCUGCCCAGUCUGGAGUGCUUGAUAAAACUAUUUCCUUGGUAAUGAAGAACCAGUUGCCAACUAAAAAGUAUGAUGGAUAUACUUCCUGCCCACUAGUAACAGGCUACAACAAGGUGAUUCUAGCAGAAUUUGACUACAAUGCUCAGCCUUUGGAGACCUUUCCCAUUGACCAGAGUAAGGAGAGAGUAACCAUGUACCAUAUGAAAGCUGAUAUGAUGCCUUUUCUCUAUUGGAACGCACUACUUAAGGGAUACUGGGGAGGACCAGCUCCUGUCAGGAAGCUAAUGCAUCUGGGCUUGAAGUAACUGCUUGUUCUCAGUGUUGGUCAAACACUUUUGAAGAAAAAGGACUGGUCUCACAAUGAAUCAAUACAUAUCUUCCCUCCUGGACCACCUAGUAGACUGAUUUUUUUUUUUUUUUUUUAAAAUCAAGCUUUUGUCCUAAAUUCACUUUUCCUCCUACUAGGGAUUAAGCCUUGAUAUGUUCUUUCACUGCUCUUCUAUGUAAACCAAGGCGUUAAACUACUUCUGUACAUACACAGGAGUUUGAACUUGCAUUAAGCUACAGAACUACUGAAAUCUUCUAGAACAAUCAAUAAUUUUUAAAGCUGUUGUACAUGUAAAAUUUUCUCCCUGACUCUGAACGGAAUUGUCUGCAUCUGAGAUCAAUGCAUGCACUGAAUUUAACAGUAUAAUUCAAUGCUAGUAAAAUGGCCUGAAAACCU